AGGGUCUACAAAUCGGGCACAAAAGAAUUCUUGUGUUUUGUCACCUGUUUUAGCAAGUACCUCUACCUUCCAAGACAUAUUCGAUACUAGAAUCAACUUCACCAAACAGUAUAUCAAUUGCUGUCUGAGAACAUUUAAAUUAAACAAGUUUGUUUGCUCAUCUGAUUGACGCACAAAAAAUAUAACAUGAAUGACACCGACAUGACAGAUAUAAACACUUAUUCUAGUUCUUUCGAUUAUGGUUACCUUUAUUCAAAUACGAACUUCGUCAGAGCCGGAAUGGCUAGUGCCUAUUUAACGGUAAUAAUUUGCGUUGCAGCCAUUUUUGAAAACGCAUUCGUAAUCUUCACUGUCUGUUGCAUCCCGAACCUAAGGAAAAAGUCAAGUGUUUUGAUAGUUAAUCUUGCAGUCGUCGAUUUGAUAAGUGGGUGUCUUAACUUCACUAUUAUAGUUCUGGUCCUAUCAACUACCGAGUACAUUCCAUAUGCAAUUUUAAUUUUAAUUUUAACGUUGAUCAUAAUGUUGUGGUCUUUAAUUUUUGUUCUUGCUGCGAGUUUGGAACGCUUCUUAGCUGUCGCUGCUCCAGUUAGAUAUGGUCAGAUUAUUAGUACAUGUAGAUUAACUAUCAUAUCAAUAUUACUGUGGUUAUUACCGGUUUUUUUAGUUGUAUUACCUGCUAUUUUCAAUCGCGGGUUCGUGUAUAUAUACAUACAUUGUGCAUUGACGCUUAGCGUGGUACUCUUGUAUAUUUUAAUUUUCGUUAUUUUGAAACGCAAAUCCAAUAGACACGAAGUUGGGGGUAUCUCUGGAUCUGCUCGACAGACCCGAUUGCGGUCGCUCUUCUUUACAUUUGGGAUUUUAGUGUGUUCACUGAUCAUUUGUUUAUUACCAAUACAAUUAAUAAUGAUAUGUUAUAUACAUAGCUGGGUAUCGCUGGAGUUUGUGGAAAAAAUAUCCGCAAUUAUGUUACCGUUUCUGAUGCUUAAUUCAGCACUAAAUCCGAUUAUAUAUUGGUGGCGUAUUCCGAAAUUCAGAGAAGGUUACAAGAAUCUAGCACGUUGCCAUAGGCACCAGAAGGGUGACAAAAGUAAAAUUCAAAGCGGUACUGGUACAGUCAAUACCAAAGAGGAACGCCCAGAGAGAGAAGAGCCUUGUAUUUUAUAUGAAUAGAGGCCCGAGAACACAUUAUUGGUUAUCAACAUAAUAGAGUUAAGGCUGUAGACAUUAUCUACAUUUAUUAAUACCAAUUAACAUAUGAUGAUAAUAUUCACUUCAAAUGAUAGUUUCAUAUGCUUUUCGUAGUUUUAAGGUAAUUUUGUUUUGAGCAAGCAAGAAAUCUUGCUCGUGUACCAAAGUAAAACUCAGCACGGCACGAUAAAAACCAAACCAGAACCCAGCUGUAAUUUAUAAAAUAGGCCCAAGGACACAUUAUCGGUUGCUAUUAAUAAUAUAGAUUUAAGGCUGUAGACGGUAUAUUUCAAUAAAAAUAGACAUACAUUAAUAGUAAAUCUUCUAUAACUGUAAAAAUGUAAAUAAAAUAAUACAUUUUGGAGAAAAACCUACCGUAUAUACCCAUCCCAGUAAGAUUGUGAACCGUGCCCCAACUGGGAUUCAAACUGGGGCCUUUUGCUGUCAUACAGUGGCAGAUUUCACUUCUUUACCGUAAUUUGUAUACAGUUCGUCUUACGAGACCCCUCUGGGAGGGGUGUCUCUGGGUUCGUCUUCACUUAGUAUUAAAAAAUUGACGGUUGUUUAGAUCUUUAAAAAAGUGGUCUCGAGGGUCUCGAAUUGGGAGUUAGAAUUUGUAUGUAUAAAGCAUUACCACCAGCCGAUUUAGAGU
This is a messenger RNA of Anneissia japonica, 1840 nucleotides long. Its product is annotated as adenosine receptor A3-like. Bases 187 to 1170 code for a protein of 327 amino acids. The record is from RefSeq and is a predicted model, not a curated record. The transcript has 2 exons. Gene Ontology annotation, cellular component: membrane. Gene Ontology annotation, biological process: G protein-coupled receptor signaling pathway. Gene Ontology annotation, molecular function: G protein-coupled receptor activity. Lineage: Eukaryota; Metazoa; Echinodermata; Crinoidea; Comatulida; Comatulidae.